Molecule: messenger RNA, 3674 nt
Organism: Micropterus salmoides (largemouth bass)
Lineage: Eukaryota; Metazoa; Chordata; Actinopteri; Centrarchiformes; Centrarchidae
Product: glutathione hydrolase 7
Exons: 15
Coding region: 1-2037 (678 amino acids)
Biological process (GO): glutathione catabolic process
Cellular component (GO): plasma membrane
Molecular function (GO): glutathione gamma-glutamate hydrolase
Source: RefSeq, a predicted model, not a curated record
AUGCACAGCCCUGCUCCUGAAAUUGUGGCAGGGUACCCAACUGGAUGUGUGGCGGAUAAAGAUCCCAAUCCGGAGACAACCUUGGGGAGUGCGUACUCUCCGGUGGACUACAUGAGCAUCACCAGCUUCCCCAGGCUGCCCGAGGACGACAUGUUGUCUGGGGAAAACACCUUAAGAUCCCGCAAAGAUGAUGACAAUGUCCUGAGUGAGCAAGAAACAGACCCAGAUCUGUUUCUGAAGUCGGCUCGCCUCCAGCGUCUCCCCUCCUCAGCUUCGGACCUGGCCAGUCAUGAUAUCGCAUCCCUGCAGGAGACCAACAGAGACCCCUUCACAGAAGACUGUGCUUGCCAGCGAGAUGGACUGACAGUCAUCAUCACAGCCUGUCUCACCUUCGCCACUGGAGUCACUGUAGCUCUCAUCAUGCAGAUCUACUUUGGAGACCCACAGGUCUUUAACCAAGGGGCAGUGGUGACAGAUGUGGCCCAGUGUACAUCUCUUGGUUUUGAAGUUCUGAUGAAACAGGGGUCCAGUGUUGACGCUGCCAUCACUGCUGCCCUCUGUUUGGGCAUUGUCAACCCUCACACCUCUGGUAUUGGAGGUGGUGGAGUUAUGUUGGUGCAUGACAUCCGUAAGAAUGAGACGAGGGUCAUCGACUUCAGAGAGACGGCACCAUCGGCCAUUUACGAGGAGAUGCUUCAGAAGAACCUUAGUCAAAAUCCCGGCCGGUUGGUGGGAGUACCAGGCAUGCUCAGUGGGAUGCAUCAGGCACACCAGCUCUAUGGCAGAAUGCCGUGGGAGGAUGUGGUUACUAUGGCAGCAGAUGUGGCCAGAAAUGGAUUUAAUGUUACUCAUGACCUAGCUGAAGCUCUGGCUAUAGUUAAGGACCAAAACAUGUCGGCUGCAUUUCGGGAUUUGUUCCUCCCCAACGGCCAUGCUCCCCUCCCUGGGCAGUCCAUCAGACGUCUUGAUUUAGCAGCCAUCUUGGAUGCUGUCGCAGUUAAGGGGAUAUCGGAGUUCUACAGUGGAAACUUAACACAGGAAAUGGCAGUAGCAGUACAAGCAAGAGGAGGAGUGCUCACAGAGGAUGACUUUGGAAACUACAGCACAGUCUUACAGCAGCCAGCAGAGAUCAUCUAUCAAGGACACCAUGUGAUGACAGCCUCGGCCCCACACGCAGGUGUUGCCUUGAUCACUGCUCUCAACAUCCUGGAAGGCUACAACAUUACUGGCCAGUUGCCCAGAAACAGCACCUACCACUGGAUUGCAGAGGCUGUAAAGAUAGCUCUUGGCCUGGCUAGUGGGCUGGGAGACCCCAUGUAUGACCCUGCUGUCUCAGAGAUUGUCGCCAAGAUGCUGAGUAAAUCGCAGGCUUCCCUACUCCGCCAGAUUAUCAGCGACUCUCAGACCUUCCCUGUGAACCAUUACACUCCAUCGUUUACCUUGGUGGCAGGUGCAGCAGCUGCCCAAGUCAUGGUCAUGGGCCCAGACGAUCACAUUGUGUCAGUCAUGAGCUCUUUAAACAAACCAUUCGGCAGCGGGAUAGUGACUCCUUCAGGAAUCCUCUUGAAUAGCCAGAUCUUGGACUUCUCCUGGCCUAAUGAAACACAGUCCUCAUCACCUAAUCCACAUAACAGCGUCCGGCCUGGGAAGAGGCCCAUGUCUUUCCUGAUGCCCACAGUAGUGAGGCCUGCCGUUGGGUUAUGUGGCACAUAUGUAGCUGUUGGAUCUUCCAAUGAAGAGAAAGCUCUCAGUGGCAUCACACAGGUGCUGAUGAAUGUUCUGUCUUUGCGUAAAAAUAUGAGUGACAGCGUAGCAUACGGAAGACUCCACCCACAGCUGCAGCCUGACAUCCUCCUGGUGGACUCUGAGUUUCUAGACGAAGACAUGGAGCUUCUGCAAGCCAAAGGUCACAAGGUGCAGAAGGUAGAUGUUUUGUCAUUGGUGGAGGGCACCCGGAGAACCAAUGACCUAAUCAUUGGGGUAAAGGACCCCCGUAGUGCUGAUGCCUCCGCCCUCACUAUGUCCAACAUACCCUAGUGUACCCCCUUCCCUCAUCCCAUACUCACACAUAAUGAAGAAGGGGUAAGUAUAACACUGUAUGAUGGUUAGUGAGGGAGUAAGGAGGCUCCUCAUCAACUAAUACACUAAACACAAGUUAAUGGCAGUUGUUUAAUGGAAAAAAAAGCUUUGUCUGAGAUGACCUUGUAGGAAUCUGAUAUGAUCCACUAAAUAGAUAUUUUGCUGACAGAAAACUUCAGAGGAUCACCAUCUCACAUAACGAUGUUGGCAUGCCCUCCCUCACAGCCUCAGAUAACAUCCAGCCUCAAUGUGGGUAGUGUUCUUUUAAUUGCACCAGUCAGCGUCUGCAGUCUAUAUCACGCAGAGCAGGGCACAGAGAUGCAAGGUGUGUUCAUCACUUCAAAUUCCAGAUCCACUUAAAGAAAGCAAUAAACUUAAGGGGUUUACAGUAGAUAUACUUAGUGGAUGUGAAAAAUAAAUUAGAAAAGCGUAAUGGAUUUUAAAGGUAUUUCCAUAACAUUGAGUGGCAGCUAGUUUUUUUGUCUGCGAGGUGCCGAGUGGGGCAUUCAAGAGUGUUACUCUCUGAAUAUAGGAUAUGGAAUUCUGAUGGAAAUGGAUGAUGAGCCAAUUGAUUCAUUGCAAGAAUGGGCAGGCAUGAAAAAAGUAAUGAUGUCACACCAGGAAGCCACCACUUACAACACAAUGCAUGGUCCUCAGUAUAUUUGGCCCACCUUUCUGCUUUUCGACUCUUUUACUGCAUUUCACCAUCAUUCCAAAUAACACAUGAGAUAACAUGGGAUAGAGAAGGUAAUAAUAUUUAAACCUUGAAUUGUCACAAUUGACAAUACUAAACUGAACGCAGAGGCUAAACUGUGUACUCUCCUGCUCUUGAUAUGGUGUGUAACUGUGAUUAGAUGUUGUUUGGUACAGCUGCUGGAGUUUUAAUAGUUGCGAACAAUCAAUGGCUCCUUGGGACCAUGGUAACACAUUAUAUAAAUAUGUCAUACAGAACUAAAGUAAGACCUUCCCAUCUCAACUGAUUUCCUUAUACAAGAGGAUUUGCUUCAGGUUCACAGGUGUUAAAUAUUACUAAUGGUAGAAUAAAUGUAUUUAAAUAUAUAAUUUUAGAAUGUUUAGUUGUUGCAUGAUUUUGUUCUCAUUUAAAUCUUGUGGCUUACAUUUGUUUUUAUUUAGAAUGGGGAUACUUGUUUUUAGAAUGGGAAUAGUCUUUACAGAUGGAUUGAAUGUAAUCUGUCUAUUUUUAUAUCAACAUUUUUUGGGCUGUAUACAUUAUUUCUACUGUUGUAACAAUGAAUUGAAUCAGCACAUUGUAGGCUAUAGUAUUUAUUUUUUGUUUACUUGUGUAAUAUAUUUUAGGUAGGUACAGCAGCUUUUGUAAAACAUUGCAUCUAAAAAGUGGUUAAUUCCAGAAUGGCUUGGACUGACAGAUCAAACAUGUCCUAACCUUGUUAUUGUUGUUGGGCACUAGUGCAAUAUGACUGUUGAUGCUUGUUUAUUGUACUGUAUAGUACCAUGCCUUAAGGCACGCAUUUGCACAACACCUGAUGUUUGAUUUCAUGUUCAUUUGUACCUGGUUUUAAUGAAAAUCAGCACCGUCCAAACCAAGAAAUAAAAUGUUUGCACACAUCCUAACA